This is a messenger RNA of Prorocentrum cordatum, 339 nucleotides long. NCBI's taxonomy places the organism in Eukaryota, Dinophyceae, Prorocentrales, Prorocentraceae. The record is from the annotation of a GenBank genome assembly.
AUGAUCCAGCAGCUCAUCGAGCGACUGUUGGCGGAGGCGAACGGCGAGGCCACCAAGGAGUCGUACUGCAAGAAAGAGCUGGCGAACGCCGAGAAGGAACGCGACUACCGCUACGCUGACGCCAUGAAGCUCAACGUGAUGAUUGCAGAACUGGAAGCCAAGAAGGAGCAGUUGACGAACGAGAAUCUGGUUCUGGCGGACGAGAUCGAGAAGUUGCGCACGAGCCUCAACGAGUCCACGGACUUGAGCUUCGCGAGGAAGAGCACGCGACGAACAUGGAUGCGAUCGCAAAGGCCAAUGAGGGUCUGGAGGCCAUCACGGAGGCGAUCGUCAUCCUGA